Molecule: messenger RNA, 1391 nt
Organism: Marmota flaviventris (yellow-bellied marmot)
Lineage: Eukaryota; Metazoa; Chordata; Mammalia; Rodentia; Sciuridae
Gene: Sdf4
Product: stromal cell derived factor 4
Biological process (GO): calcium-ion regulated exocytosis
Cellular component (GO): endoplasmic reticulum
Molecular function (GO): calcium ion binding
Source: RefSeq, a predicted model, not a curated record
CCAUUAACUGCUUUUCAAGGUCUGGAAGCUCUGGGCCCUGGGCCUCAACCCGUGCCUCAGCCCUUGGUGGUGCCUGGGGCUUUGCUUGGAGCCACGGCCUUCUGCAGCUCCCCUGUGUCCAGCUCCUGGCCUGCACAUUACCAGCUGUCCGCGCUUUCUGGCUCACAGCGAUGGUGUCCAGGCAGGCUCCCCUCUGUGGCCUGGCUGCACACUGCCUCUGCUUCCUGGGUGUUAUCCUUCUGAUGGACGCAUCUGCUCGACCCGCCAACCACUCUUCCACUCGGGAGAGGGCAGUCAACAGGGAGGAGAACGAGAUCCUGCCCCCAGACCACCUGAAUGGGGUGAAGCUGGAGAUGGACGGGCACCUUAACAAGGACUUCCACCAGGAGGUCUUCCUGGGGAAAGACAUGGACGGGUUUGACGAGGAUGCAGAGCCACGGAGGAGCCGGAGAAAGCUGAUGGUCAUCUUCUCCAAGGUGGAUGUGAACACUGACCGGAGGAUCAGUGCCAAGGAGAUGCAGCGCUGGAUCAUGGAGAAGACGGCCGAGCACUUCCAGGAGGCUGUUAAGGAGAACAAGAUGCACUUCCGGGCUGUGGACCCUGAUGGCGAUGGCCGCGUCUCCUGGGAUGAGUACAAAGUGAAGUUCCUGGUGAGCAAAGGCCACAGUGAGAAGGAGGUUGCGGAUGCCAUCAGGAACCACGAGGAGCUCAAGGUGGACGAGGAGACACAGGAAGUCCUGGAGAACCUCAGGGACCGCUGGUAUCAGGCAGACAAUCCCCCUGCAGACCUGCUGCUGACGGAGGAUGAGUUCCUGUCAUUCCUUCACCCUGAGCACAGCCGGGGCAUGCUCAAGUUCAUGGUCAAGGAGAUCAUCCGGGACUUGGACCAGGACGGCGACAAGCAGCUCUCUCUGCCUGAGUUCAUCUCGCUGCCUGUGGGCACCGUUGAAAACCAGCAGGGCCAGGACAUCGACGACAGCUGGGUGAAAGACAGGAGGAGAGAGUUUGAGGAGCUGAUUGACUCCAAUCACGAUGGGACCGUGACCAUGGAGGAGCUGGAGAACUAUAUGGACCCCAUGAACGAGUACAACGCCCUCAACGAGGCCAAGCAGAUGAUCGCCAUUGCGGACGAGAACCAGAACCAGCACCUGGAGCCCGAGGAGGUGCUCAAGUACAGCGAGUUCUUCACGGGCAGCAAGCUCAUGGACUACGCCCGCAACGUGCACGAGGAGUUCUGAGCGGCCCUGGGUGGGGGGGCUCGUCCCACCUGCAGGGGUCGCCACCAGCCACAGUGUGCUGCCCAGAACCUUCCUUCCUGCGGGCCAUGCACAGCUCUGGCUCAGUUCCCAGCCGCAGCGUGGCCCAGGUUCAUUAAAGAUCUGCUCACUGUC